AAGCGGUCAAAGGUCAGCGCCAUCCGAGUUCAACCGGCUCACACGUCGUGAAAAAUUCCACCGACUUUGUCUUGAGAUUUCCGUAUUAUUUAGAGGAAAUAUGUUUCGCCAAGUAGUCACAAGAGUAGCUGGAGCUGUGAGGUCGACAGUGAUCCCAAGAAAUUUACAGCAACCACUGGCUGCAGCUCAAGUCAGGGGAUACUCUGCCAAAGUAGAAGAAACAGAUGAACAGUUUGAUGCCAGGUGGGAGGCAUACUUCAACCGACCUGACAUCGAUGACUGGGAACUCAGACGGGGACUCAAUGAACUCCACGGUCAUGACCUGGUGCCUGAACCUAAGAUCGUGGUAGCAGCACUGAAAGCGUGCCGUAGGCUCAAUGACGUUGCAAUGUCCAUCAGAGUUCUUGAAGCAAUAAAGGACAAGGCUGGCAGCCACAAAAACAUCUAUCCCUACGUCCUUCAGGAGAUCAGACCAACAUUAGAAGAGCUCGGCAUCAGCACACCGGAAGAACUUGGAUUCGAUAAUCCAGAGCCUGGCAAGAACUUAUAAGGUACAGGAGGGAUCCUAUCAAAGCGUGCUGUAACCCUCAGGAGAUUCGCAGCAUAUAUCUAGUAUGCAACAACCGAGUUUCAUACGAGAAGAAAGAGAAUAGAUGUCUAUGUGUGUUUUGAAUGUAAUUUAAUCCCAAUUGUAUACAAAUCUACUGAACUCAACAACCAUGAAUCGAGGCUUGAAUGAAAACCGAAGGUGGUGGUGACAAAGAACCAAUGAUGUGAGAAAAAAAAAAACACAUUUUUUAAAAAAUACAAGCGAGUGUUGACAAGAAGCUUCGUAUGCGACAGCUUCUAAUACUAACACGUUAGAGCACAUAUUCUUCACAUAUCUAGGCCAGGAAAGAUGAAAUAUACAAAUCCAAUAAUGCUCUCUCUGUCUGACACGGAAGUGAAAAGCAAAGUCUCUUUUCAUCUUAAUUUCAUAUUUUCCAUAUUGUACAGAAGUUUAUAUAUUACUUGCUUGAUUGCUGUUGAAUCGGUAUGUGCAAGAUUUUAUGUGUGCAGUUGUCUUGUAAGCACUGUCUAAUGUGAAGAAAAAUGAAAAAUUAUAUGGUGUCAUAUUGAA
Messenger RNA from Lytechinus pictus (painted urchin), 1120 nucleotides. Its product is annotated as cytochrome c oxidase subunit 5A, mitochondrial-like. NCBI's taxonomy places the organism in Eukaryota, Metazoa, Echinodermata, Echinoidea, Temnopleuroida, Toxopneustidae. Gene Ontology annotation, cellular component: mitochondrial inner membrane. Gene Ontology annotation, biological process: mitochondrial electron transport, cytochrome c to oxygen. The transcript has 4 exons. Bases 101 to 550 code for a protein of 149 amino acids. The record is from RefSeq and is a predicted model, not a curated record.